Messenger RNA from Camponotus floridanus (Florida carpenter ant), 3767 nucleotides. Its product is annotated as probable phospholipid-transporting ATPase IF. The transcript has 20 exons. The record is from RefSeq and is a predicted model, not a curated record. Lineage: Eukaryota; Metazoa; Arthropoda; Insecta; Hymenoptera; Formicidae. Gene Ontology annotation, biological process: phospholipid translocation. The coding region runs from base 164 to 3505 and encodes 1113 amino acids. Gene Ontology annotation, cellular component: plasma membrane; endoplasmic reticulum; trans-Golgi network. Gene Ontology annotation, molecular function: ATPase-coupled intramembrane lipid carrier activity; magnesium ion binding; ATP binding.
AGUAUCGGUCUCCCUUGGCCGCGAAUAAUCAGUUUUCGCUCACGAGGAAAUACGACCAACAGCAGUGUGCUCCAUAAAGAAAUAAAAAAACUUUUAGGUGAAAGAAGUCUUUCCUUGCUGCUGAAAUCACGCUCAUCACUUUGAACAUCACGGACACAACGAUAUGGGUGCUACAUCUUCAGUGUUUAGCGAUAACAGAAUCGUGAAUAUUAAUCCUACAAAUGAUCCAUUAGAAACACUUUUUACCAGCAAUCACGUCAAAUCGCAUAAGUACACAAUAUGGAACUUCAUUCCAAAGAAUUUCUUCGAGCAGUUCCGGCGAAUAGCGAAUUGUUACUUUCUUUUAACGACAAUAAUUGCGCUUGCGAUAGACUCACCUAUUUCGCCCGUAACCAGUGCUCUGCCUUUAGCAUUCGUCAUUAUAGUGACUGCUUGUAAACAGGGAUACGAAGAUUACUUACGUUACAAGACGGAUCAACGAGAUAAUCGGAGAUUAAUUAGUGUCAUUCGUAAUAAAUGUACACAGGAUAUAUAUUGCGAGCAAAUAGUGGUAGGUGACCUUGUAAAAGUCUCUCGAGACGAGGAUGUGCCAUGUGAUAUCGUUCUUCUUUAUAGCGAGACUCCAGGAUGUUGUUAUGUCACGACAUCUAAUCUUGAUGGAGAAACAAAUCUAAAGACGUUGCAGGUUCCGAAAAUGGUCUCGAAGAUGCCACUUGCGCGCAUAGUGGCAAUGAAAGCAACAAUUACGUGUCAACAUCCUUUGGCAAAUCUUUAUACUUUCCACGGCAAGCUUGAGAUUAAUAAUGAGAGCGAGAUGAUGAGUGGACAUCUCACGAUAGAUAAUCUUUUGCUCCGUGGAUCAAGGCUAAAAGACACCGAAUAUGUAGUUGGUUGUGCAGUUUAUACUGGACAGGACACAAAACUAUCAUUAAAUUCAAAGAUAGUUAGUAAUAAAUUCUCAACCGCCGAGAAAUCUGUCAAUAAAUAUCUUAUUGUAUAUGUCGUGAUACUGUUGAUCGAAGUAUUAGCAUCCACUAUAUUAAAGAUAUACAUUGAAUCCUAUGAGAAAUGGGAUAAUUAUCUGGGUCCAUCGCCUAAAACCAAUUUUUCCACACUGAUUGCGGAUAUGCUGAGCUUUCUUAUCUUAUUCAAUUACAUCGUACCGAUAUCAUUAUAUGUCACUGUCGAAUUACAAAAGUUCUUUGGUUCGUUUUUUUUCGGCUGGGACUUGGACAUGUACGAUGCGGCCAGCGAUCAGCCAGCACUCGCUAAUACGUCAGAUUUGAAUGAAGAGCUCGGCCAAGUUGAAUAUUUGUUUACCGACAAGACCGGCACGCUCACUGAAAAUCUGAUGAUAUUCAAACGUUGUUCGAUCGAUGGCAAUAUUUAUAUGGAAAAAGAUUGCGACGGGAAUCUUUAUCUAUUGCCACCAAGCGGAAAUGAAGAAGAAGCGGUCAAAUUAACGUCAUGGAAGGAGAAUAUCUGGCAUUUUAUGGUAAGUAUAUCGCUGUGUCAUAUGGUGCAAAUCGCGCCGCCCAGUCAACGCCCCGAAAUCGUAGCCAAGCGCACGUCAUUUCGCGAAAGCUUCAGAUUAAAGAAAAUCACGAGGGUCAACAGUUCAUUGAUGAUGCAUCCAGAUUUACCGCAGUAUCAGGCAGCAUCAGCAGACGAGAAAGCGUUAGUGGAGGCAAGUGCCAGAUGCGGUGUGAUUUUUCAGAAGGAUACUAACGAGGAAAUAUAUCUACAGAUCAACAAAAACGUAAUGGUUUUCCAGAGACUAGAUAUACUAGAAUUCACUUCUGAACGAAAGAGAAUGUCGAUAAUAGUGAAAGAUUCGGCAAAUGAUAUCUGGUUGUAUUGUAAGGGUGCGGAUUCGGCUGUUUUUCCAUUAGUCGUAGAAGGAAAGAUUCAAGAAGCUUCCCUUCAUGUUGCCGAUUUCUCCAUGAGAGGUUUACGAACGUUGGUUAUAGCAUAUAAAAAGAUGAAUCAAUCCGAAUAUGAUAGGCUAUCGCAAAAUAUCGAGCAGGCCAGACAAAUAAUCGGCACGGAGAGAGCAAUGUAUAUGACACGUGCAUACGAUCUUAUGGAGAGCGAACUUAUUUUACUCGGAGUAACCGCAGUGGAAGAUCGUCUACAAGAAAAUGUGCAAGAAACUUUGGAAUGCUUACGAAUCGCUGGAAUUAAAAUAUGGGUACUCACCGGAGAUAAAGCAGAAACUGCAGAAAACAUAGCUUUUCUCUGCGGCCAUUUUAAAAAAGGUACUGAAGUUUUAAGACUGAUGGAACAGACUUCAGGAAAAUCCUGUUUCCCGAUUCUUACUACUUUCGAUCGCAAAAUAAAAUUGGAACCGUACAAGCAAUACGGUUUGAUAAUAGAUGGUACAAGCAUAACGGUGAUUCUACGAAGUUUUCCUGGAUUGUUGAAAUCCGUCGGAAUGGCUUGUGAAGCAGUUAUCUGUUGCAGAUUAACGCCAUUGCAAAAGAGUGAAAUUGUGCAUCUGAUUAAAACCGCACGGAGUCGGCCGCAUACCGCGGCCAUCGGUGACGGCGGUAAUGAUGUCUCGAUGAUACAGGAAGCUCAUGUGGGAAUUGGAAUAUUAGGAAAGGAAGGUCGCCAGGCAUCAAUAUCCGCCGAUUUCGCCGUUACAAAAUUCAUGUAUCUGAAAAAAGCAUUAUUGGUGCACGGCCAUUGGUAUUAUUUGCGUAUCAGCAUCCUGAUACAAUAUUUCUUCUAUAAAAACGUAGUAUUCAUAACGCCGCAGAUGUUAUUCAGUAUUCACAAUGGUUUCUCCACACAGGCACUUUAUGACGGUGUAUUUCUAAUGUGUUUUAACUUGCUAUUCACAUCACUACCAAUAUUUUUGUACGGAUUAUUAGAACAGAAUCACAAUGCGGAAAAGCUUAUGCUAUAUCCGUACUUGUAUAAACUUAAUAAAAGAAAUUACUUAAUGUCGAGAAAACAGUUUAUGAUAUGGUUACUCUUAGCACUAUGGCACACAGGAGUAACAUAUUUUACAGUAUACUCUAUCUCAUACAUUAAUCCAACGUUUUUGUACGAUAAUACACCAGUUGAACAUUGGACUUAUAGUACAUGUAUUUUUCAUAUAGUUACUUUGUUAGCAAAUCUACAGAUUUUAUUGCGCAGCUCGUAUUGGACUUUUCCGUUAGUUUUAAGCAUAAUACUUUCCGAAUUAGCAUUCUUUGUUCUCGCAUUUUGCUAUUCGGUUAUAAAUGUGGAAUAUGAUGGUGAAAUGUUUGGAGUCUUUCAACAAUUAUUAAUGUCACCCUCAUACUGGUUAAUUACCAUAAUCAUAAUCGUGAUUUGCUUAAUACCUGAUUAUUUAUUACUCACAUAUGACACUUACAGACCAAUUAAAGUUCUACGGAAAAAUGAGGAACCUCCACAACCUCUUAAUUGCAGCGAUGAUGACAGUGAACAUUCUUCGCAAGUGGGACGCCGCAUAUUUCCAUGGAGAGGUAGUCUCUCGUUUCAAAAAACGGAAUAAUAUGCUGAAAAGACUGUUGCUUCAAUCACUUCAGUAUUAUUUACAACAAAAAAGUUUAAUGAUACUUAAGCAUCUUAAUUUCCAUUCAUAUCAGUGCGAUAUUUUAAAUUGCUAAUACGACUAAUUUUACAUUGUCAAAUAAACUUACAAGACAAAAUUUAGAUUUAACUGACAAAAUCAGUUAAAAAACUCUAACAUAAGUUAUAAAAUUAAUUAUACCGCUUUAAUAGAAUCACCUUUCUAAUUUCUAUAAUUUUUAAAU